This is a messenger RNA of Brassica napus (rape), 1614 nucleotides long. Its product is annotated as bystin-like. The record is from RefSeq and is a predicted model, not a curated record. Gene Ontology annotation, molecular function: snoRNA binding. The transcript is spliced from 11 exons. Gene Ontology annotation, biological process: rRNA processing. NCBI's taxonomy places the organism in Eukaryota, Viridiplantae, Streptophyta, Magnoliopsida, Brassicales, Brassicaceae. Bases 160 to 1503 code for a protein of 447 amino acids. Gene Ontology annotation, cellular component: cytoplasm; nucleolus; preribosome, small subunit precursor.
UCGCCCUCGUAAGAAUUCUUUUGUUUUUUUUUUUGUCUGAAACGUUGAAACACUCUUCAUCGACGUUAAGGUAGGAAGGAUUCGAAAAAAACUCGCUGUUUGUUGUUCAAGUGUGAAGAAAAAGGCGUCAGGAAGCUAAAACUAAAACCGAAGAAGAAGAUGGCGAAGAAGAGAGAUCGAAUUGUCAACACAGAGCCUUUUAUCACCCAUAAAGACGACUCCGUGGUGGCUUCUUCCAGGAAGCGAUCAAAGGCUCCCAAAACCCAUCAGCAGCAAGAGAAGUUGAUUGAGGCUGGUAUUAGCUCCAAGAUCAUGAACGUAGCUCUCGCUCAGCAAAAAGAGAUCGCUGAUGAAGAGAACGCCGAGAUGUACCCCAGCACCGCUGUGUUUUCCGCUGUCGCUGCCUUGACUGCGGAAGAGGAGAAGAAAGUGAUUGAGGAGGAAGAUGAUAUUGAUGACUUUGAUGGAAAGUUCGAAGAUGAGAGUUAUCAAGAAGAUAUUAAUGAAGACGACGAGAAGUUGUUUGAGUCAUUUUUUGUUAAGAACGCGCCUCCUCAGCGUACUCUAGCGGAUAUCAUCAUCAAGAAGAUCAAAGAUAAUGACUCCCAGUUAGCUGAAGAAGAGCGUCCAGAUCCUCAAAUGGACCCUAUGAUUGCUAAACUAUAUAAAGGUGUUGCCAAGCUUAUGUGCGAAUACACGGUUGGGAAAAUGCCGAAAGCAUUUGUGCGUAUCACUAAAAUGGAACGAUGGCAGGAUGUGUUGUACUUGACAGAGCCAGAGAAAUGGUCGCCUAACGCAAUGUAUCAAGCCACAAGAAUCUUUGCUCACCACUUGAAAAACAGCAAGAUUCAGCGGUUUUACAACUACGUUCUGCUUCCCCGGGUUAGAGAGGAUAUUAGGAAGAACAAGAGGCUGCAUUUUGCUCUGUACCAGGCUGUGAAAAAGUCACUAUACAAGCCUAGUGCAUUCAACAAAGGGAUUCUAUUCCCCCUUUGUAAGUCGGGUACAUGCAGUCUCCGUGAAGCUGUUAUUCUAGGGAGCAUUCUCGAAAAGUGCUCUUUCCCAGUGGAUCACUCUGGUAUUGCUUUGCUAAACCUAGCUGAGAUGGAGUAUUGUGGCACAACAAGCUACUUCAUAAAAACUCUUUUGGAUAAAAAAUAUUGUAUGCCAUAUAGAGUGCUUGAUGCAUUGGUAGCUCAUUUCAUGAGAUUCGUGGACGAAAUUAGAGUUAUGCCUGUGAUUUGGCACCAGUCUCUUCUUACUUUUGUGCAACGGUACAAAUAUGAGCUACUAAAAGAAGACAAAGAGCAUUUACAAACUCUCAUCAAGAGGCAAAAGCACCAUCUUGUUACUCCUGAGAUUGUGAGAGAGCUUCAGGGUAGCAGAAACCGUGGGGAAAAAGAUGAUCAUAUCUUGACUAAUUCUUCUUCAGUUACUACAAUCAACUACCCGAUCAAAGAAGACAGGUUUGACAUUCCUGAAGUGCCAAUGGAAGAGGACUGAUUCUUUUUUCUUUUCGUGUUUUGGUUUUGGAAUGACAUAGAAUAACACUGUGAAAUUUCAGUUUUGUCAUAGUUAUUUGAUUCAUUUUAAGUCUGGAUAGAUCCUUGAUUA